AUGGAAGUCAAAACCAAAAUUAUUAAUGUAAUUAGAAGAAAGUUCGGUGCUAUUCUGAGCGAAUCGUUCGAUGCAGGAUCGCGGUUUUCACAGCCGACGGCAUCACCGCAUUACGCAACGGACAUGAGGUCGCCACCGUUGAUGUCCCCGACACAAGCGCCUCUUCCGCCGCAGACCAGCAUGCCGCGUCCCAUGAGUAACGGGGACAUUGUCACACAACCAAUUCGAAUGGUUCCCACACCUCAACAACCUGUGAUUCCUAGCCAGUUCUUCACUUACGAGCCAAGUUUGCUUAUGAGUGUGCAUCCGGAUAUCUGUUUGGCUGGUUGUGUACUCCAUAUGUUCGACAUGGAUCGGAUAUUCACGGACAAGUUGGAUCUGCCGAACGUUGUGCUGGCAAUUCGAAUGCAUGGCGGCGAUAUUGAAUUUGGUGCAAAAGCAUAUGCUGAAAGAGCUGGAGCAAUCACUCACGUCAUCGUCGAGUCAAUCAGAACGCAACAUGCACACUUAGUAGGAUUCGGUGCGCUGAAGGAUCGUAAGCGACUGGUCACGCUACAGUGGUUGAUAGAUGUACUUAUGAAGAAACAAAUGGACGUACCAUGGCGGCAUGCUCAUCUGCCCUCGGUCUUUAUUGACGGCUGCCGUCCGUUACUCGGCAAACUGAUUUCUUUCUCCGGCUUCGAUGAGAGCGAGCGCGCUGCAAUGAAGUUCAUGGUCGAGGCGAUGGGAGCGCGGUUCACACCGUACCUUAGUCGACACAACAGUCUACUUAUCGCCAAGACGGCUGGAGUGGAAAAGGUUGAGAAGGCUCGUGAAUGGGAUAUUCAAGUGGUAAACUAUCAGUGGUUAGCUGAUAAUUAUGCAGGUCAAAGAGUAGACGUUGACAGCCAAAGAUAUCAGGUUGGUCAGCCGUGUGAAGGUGUCUCGCCUGGUCCAUACGCACUGGAAAUGAUAAAUGAUCAGUUCAAGCAACUUCUUUUGGCAUGGAAAAUGCCAGUAAUUGUAUCGCCAGAGCAGUGGCGGCGUUCAUUUGAUACGAAACAGGCUGUGGAGAAUGACGAAGGAGUGUUUCCGAAUAAGAAACUGCGAAUGCAGUCAUCACCACCGACCGAGGCGGAGAUUGCCGCCAGCGCUGAGGAGCGUAAAAAGUCCUCUGCUAGUCAUCCCGCAUACGUGGUUGCUUUCAACGGAAUCGACAACGAAAACAAGCACAUUUUAACUCAGAAAAUCCGCUUCUUGGGCGGAAGCACCUGCGAGCAAGUCUCGGAAUGCACUCAUUUGGUAACACCUAACGGCCGGCGAACGGAACGUCUUUUGGAGGCAAUAUGUUUAGGGAAGAAUAUUGUAAACCCGUACUGGGUAGUACACGGCUAUGAAUGUCAGCAAUGGAUGGAUACUCUUGACUACUUUCUACACGAUGAAGAUCAAGAGCGACAUUUAGGUUAUAACUGCAAGCGUAGUGUAAUAAGAGCGCGACAUCGGAAAGUGUUUGAGGAUGUUCAAUUCUAUAUUACACCAUCGGUUGAGCCUAGUCGAGCAGUAUUGACGAAGCUAAUCCGUAUUGCUGGCGGUAUUGUUCAUGAAAAUCGGCCAGCACCUGCCGACAUAGCGCGCUGUAUUGAGACAGACGCGCCAUAUAUCGUCAUCAGCUGUGAGUGUGACCUUCGAAUGGUUCAAUACCUCCUGGAGUGCAAUUUUCGUGGGUGUUCCUUUUCUUUCAUAAUUUAUUUUCACGCCGUUUACAACACAGAUCUUGUGUUGAUAGCGCUGAUAAGGCAGGAGCUGGAGCCACAUCCGUUGUACCGAGUGAGCACGACGUCGCUGACGCGGCCGCCGGCGCCGCAACCUCCGCCCGGGCAUCCGCACUACCGUCCGAUGCCUCAGCGCCCAAUGGUCGAGCAACCGCAACCACAUCGGGUGAAGGCUUAA
Molecule: messenger RNA, 1929 nt
Organism: Angiostrongylus costaricensis
Lineage: Eukaryota; Metazoa; Nematoda; Chromadorea; Rhabditida; Metastrongylidae
Source: the annotation of a GenBank genome assembly